GAGAGGUCUAAGGUCACUCUCGUCUGAAACUGUCUCUCAGCUUGUGUGUUUUCUGUAGCUGAUAUCUUCUCUUCUUUCAUUGUGCAUGCCAGCUUUUAAGUUAAACAUGCUGCAACAAGGCUAGCUAUGCACUAGAUUGAGACUUCAGGCUUAUUUGUUGUGGGAAAUUGAUUUCAUUAGACUGGUAAAAUGUUGAAGACAAGGUUUAGGAUUGCUUUACUGCUUCUUGUCUUGGCAUUCAGAUGUGUUGCACAGCAAGAAACCCAAAGUAAAGGCUGUGUCUGUGGAUAUCCUGGAAUACCAGGUGAUCCCGGGCACAAUGGCAUGCCUGGCAGAGAUGGCCGCGACGGACUCCGAGGUGACAAAGGUGAUCGAGGUGAACUUGGACCUACUGGGCUAGCAGGCAAUCAUGGGCACAAGGGAGACAAAGGGGAACCUGGUGCAACUGCUCCAGCAGGGCUCAAGGGGAAAAGAGGAGAUAAUGGAGAUAGGGGCCUUCCUGGGAAAAUGGGGCCGCAGGGAGUGCAAGGGCCUAUUGGCCUCAAAGGAAAUAAAGGAGAGCUUGGGCUGCCUGGGCCCCCAGGACCUGAAGGACAUUUAGGGCCACCCGGACCACAGGGUGAAAAGGGGGAAACUGGCCUCCGAGGUGACAGAGGCAUUCCAGGGCCAUUGGGACCACCUGGCAGGCCAGGUCCCAAAGGGGACAUGGGUUUUCCAGGUAACAAAGGAAACAUUGGUUAUCGUGGGGAUAGAGGAGCUCGAGGUGAAAAGGGCGAUAGAGGUGAAAAGGGAGAUGAAUUUGUUAUUUCCAAAAGCGCUUUCUCCGUAGGACUCACUACUCAAACUAAACUCCCAGCAGCUAAUGCACCGAUCCGGUUUGACAAGAUUAUUUACAAUGAGCAGAAUCAUUACGAUCCACAAACAGGGAGAUUCACUUGCUCCGCGGCAGGUGCUUACUUCUUCACGUACCACAUCACUGUAUUUUCCAGAAAUGUGAAAGUGGCCCUCGUGAAGAACGGUGCAAAAAUCAUCCACACCACUGACAACUACCAGGGCAGCGAGGACCAGGCAGCAGGGGGAGCCGUGCUGAAUCUGGGGGUCGGGGACAAGGUGUGGUUGCAGGUGGUUGGAGGAGAGACAUUUAAUGGGCUAUUUGCUGAUGAGGAUGAUGACACUACCUUCUCUGGGUUUUUGAUCUUUGAGGCUUAAUUAAGGGAUCAUUUAUAAUUACUAUGACUAGAAACAGUAAAACGCAGAAGAACAGUACAAGUCAGUAGGAUUCAACAUGUCAGCAAAUUCUAAUUAAAUGAAAUUCAAGUUAAGUAUUUAGCACAAACUAAAGGUGCUUUAUUCUGUAACAACAAUAGAGAGAAAACCCAACAAUAAGACAGCCUCUAUUAGCAAGCACUUGGCGACAGUGGGAAGGAAAAACUCAAUUUUAACAGGAAGAAACAUGCAUUUAAGUCUAAAAUGCCUGUUGCAGUGGUAAAAUGAAACUAAUUUAUUCAAGUACUGUAUAAAUGUGAAUUUUCAAUACAGUAUUUUAAUGCUGUUGUGUGACUCCUUCUCCACCGAGCUAACGACACACUUUUCUGUAUAAGGCAUUUACACUGCUCAUUAAAAUUUUACAUGUAAAGGAAGUGAGGUUGUUGUUGAGAUUGAACUGGUUGUUGUAGAUUAAACUACACAAGGAAGCUGGUUUAAAAUUCUUAAACAUUAACACGGAUGACAGUCACCCAGUAUUAUUGUGCUCUAUAACAGAUAUACCAAUCAAAAGAGGAUUUUUUUUACAUUCUUUGCUUCCUUAACAGCUUUUAUAGGAAACUUUGACACGUGUUUGAGUGCUUUUACACCAUCUACUGCUACUUUUAUUAAACAUCAUGAUUUUCCAAGCA
Molecule: messenger RNA, 1895 nt
Organism: Oreochromis niloticus (Nile tilapia)
Lineage: Eukaryota; Metazoa; Chordata; Actinopteri; Cichliformes; Cichlidae
Gene: c1qtnf9
Product: C1q and TNF related 9
Exons: 3
Coding region: 190-1209 (339 amino acids)
Molecular function (GO): protein binding
Source: RefSeq, a predicted model, not a curated record